GCGACCCAGACGUCUCUGAUCGCGGGGCCAUCAGAGAAGCGAUGAGCGGUGGAACCGGCGACGUGGAGCGCACUCGGGAUGGAGUGCCCAGAUGGGGCGGCGAACAGAACUUGUUCUCUGCCUACGAGGAGGCCUGCUAUCUGUACGAGGCCAGCACGGCACAACAUAAGCGUGAGCUGUGUGGCCCUCGCUUGGUCGCAGAGUUGACCGGAGCGGCCAAACGAAUGGUGGCAGGCCGCCACCCAGGAUGGGUGGCCCAUUACAAUGGAGUCCAUGUGUUGAUGGAACACCUACGUGGCCAACUAGGACGUCCUCAGAUCCCGGAGCUGACCGAGCACCUUUCUCGAUACUUCAAGAGCUGCAAGAGACGAGCCCAGGAGAGUAUGAAUGACUACAUCACACGGAAGGCCGAGUCAUACCUGAGGGCGACUCAGGCCCUGGGCCGAGUUCUGAAGUCCAAGAAGAAGGAGCCUUCAGCUUCAUCCGGGAGAUUCGGCCAAGGGGCCGGGAGUUCCAACUACAACAUGUGGAGCGGUUACUCCAGCCGCCGAAGCAGCUGGGACUACUACUCGGAGCACGACGACCAUGAGCCCAAUACCAAUGACAACGACGACUCCGACGACCGUCCAGCUGACACGGAUACCAAUGCCGAGUCUCAUCCUUGGCAGGCCAGCACCAGAGCAAGUUGGACCUGGAGUGACUCCACCUGGAGUCAGAGACCAGAGUGGUAUGGCAACUACAACUGGAACUGGGGGUGGAAUCCUUCCUCCGGCAAUGGCACCUGGUCUACCUCGACCAGGGAGGCCCCUCGCAUGGAAGAGCUUCUUCCCUCCUUUAUCCAGGGAUGGUACUUGCUACAAGACGCAGGUCUCAACCAGACAGAGCGCAACAUGGUGCAGACAGCCCUAGGAGGGAACUAUGAGGUGGAUCGGGUGGCGGAAGAGUUGCGCAACCAGUGGAGCGAUGCGGACCUACGUCAUCGAGAUCCCUCACGCCACGCAGGGUUUUGGGGUGAGACGUUGAGCGACAACGAGGACCCCGAGCCGCAGUUCGAUGAAGACGCCCUCAUGGCCAAGGAGGACAUAAGUGAUGAGGGGCUGGCUUUGCUGGCCAACGCCGAGACCACGGCGCAGGAUGCCCUGGUGGCGAUCAAUGGGGCCAAACGCACUUUGCGUGAGGCCCGACAGAAGCAGCACCAGAUCCGCAUGAAUAGACAGUACUUUCGCAGUGGCCCUCGAGGCCAAUCGAGUGGUGGGAAAGGCAGUGCGGCAGGAUCCUCCAACCGGGAUGCCAACAUGGUCUGCCUCAGCUGUGGCAAGGUGGGACAUCGAGCAGCCAACUGCACGGAGUCUAAGGCCACAGCUCACAUGGCAGCCGCCUCCACCAACGAGGAGGCCCCCUUCGUAUGCCUUGCAGAGAACCAGGACGCCGAGCAGGACGCCUCGGAGUUCGUGGGAGCCACUCUGGACACAAGCCAUCUCUCCCAGGCCUUUCUGGGCAGCCCGACCACGGCAGAGGCCGUGGCCCAAGGUCAGGCCAUCAUCGACGGAGGAGCUACUAAGACUCUGGCUAGUGUCUAUGCGAUAGAGAGAUUGAUGGAGGCCAACCGGCGCAAGCACGGCAGUCAUCGACUUCAAGAAGUGGAUGUGAGCAACAAACCUACGUUUGGUUUUGGGAACUCGAGUACGGACACUUGCGUUUCCACAGUGGGGAUGUCUUUGACGGCCGAGGGAAAGCGAGGGAACCUCGCUAUCCAUGCUUUACAGAAAGGAGAAGCUCCCAUCCUCCUCUCCAUUUCAACCUUGCGCCGUUCGGCCACCGGCCAUCAGCUUCUGUCUUUAGCGGAUGAUUUGUACGAGGGUGCUGUGGUCACGGUGGCGUCUCUACGUGCUCAGCUGGAGGACUUCGGCGAGCAACCUCCGAGUCGCUGGACCAAAGUGGAGUUACAACAUCGACUUCAGGAACUACAGCGCGAGCACGGCUUGGUACCAGCGAACCCCGGAAAGGGCAAGACGGCCUUGCAGAACAAGAUUGCCCAGAUCAAUGCCGCGAGCCGCUUGAAGAGCAAGCUCACGCAGCUUCUUCAGGAGGAGAUGAUGCAGGAGAUCACGCCGAAUAUGACGAUCGAGCAGAUGAAGGUGAAGGCGGUGCAGUUUGCCUACGAGCACACGGCCGUGUCCGGCGGAGACUAUGUCGGUUUCGGCCGCCAUGCGUCCAUGACCUACCGGACAAUCAAGGAGGAGUACCCUCAGUAUGUGGCGUGGGUCCGUGCAACGGCCAAAGAGGAGAAGGAGACGUGUGUGCAGCUACGACGCCUGGCCAUGUGGCUGGAGCAAGAAGCGGCACAGCCGAUCGAGGAGAAGUCUACCAAGUGGACGCUGGUGGAGCCGCCCGAGGAGAAACCUCAGGCCAAGGCCAAGAGUCAAUCGGGCUACCACGGCCGGAGCAGUGCGAGCUCGGCAACGUCUUCGGUGAGCGAGUCGGUCCUCCGCGACUUGGUGACGACGCUGCACGACCUCAAGGAGGAAGUGGCCCAGCUGAAGAGUGGACAGACCGAGGAGCGCCCCCGGAAGAAGGAGCGCGACUGA
Molecule: messenger RNA, 2588 nt
Organism: Symbiodinium sp. CCMP2456
Lineage: Eukaryota; Dinophyceae; Suessiales; Symbiodiniaceae
Source: the annotation of a GenBank genome assembly